Molecule: messenger RNA, 1247 nt
Organism: Aspergillus ibericus CBS 121593
Lineage: Eukaryota; Fungi; Ascomycota; Eurotiomycetes; Eurotiales; Aspergillaceae
Product: D-isomer specific 2-hydroxyacid dehydrogenase family protein
Exons: 4
Coding region: 68-1150 (360 amino acids)
Molecular function (GO): NAD binding
Source: RefSeq, a predicted model, not a curated record
AUUAUCAAUCCAAUCGCCUGGCAACUGCACCUCCUCUCCAGUGACACCUCCCAUCCUCAAUAGCACCAUGGGCGAAGCACCCCCCGUCAAAGACCACCUGCUCAUCUCCUACGGCAGCAAACUCCCCCAUUGGCUGCUGGAAGAGACCCAGGCUAAAUUCCCCGAGGCCGAGGUCUCCGUGAUCCAAUUGCCCAACUUUGCCCCCAUCCCGGCUGAAAUCGCCCGCAAAGCCACUCUCCUCGUCACCUUCAGCAACCUCCCCGCCCCCGAAGAUGCAUCCAAAAUCAAAAUCAUCCACUCCUUCUCCGCCGGUCUGGACCAUCUGCUCGCCCACCCCAUCAUCAAAGACACCACCAUCCCUCUCACCUCCAGCUCCGGCAUCCACGGCCCUCCGAUCGCCGAAUGGACCAUCAUGAACUGGCUGGUCGCCUCCCGUCGCUUCAUCGACACCCACAACAACCAGCAGAAGCAUCUCUGGCAGCGGGACGAGAACAUCAUGGAAACCGUCCAUGACCAGGUGGGCAAGAAAGUGGGCAUCUUGGGAUACGGAAGUAUCGGACGACAAAUUGGCCGCGUGGCCUCGGCCCUCGGGAUGCAAGUGCACGCCUACACGGCCUCGCCCCGUCCCACGCCCGCCUCCCGCAUCGACCACGGCUAUAUUGUCCCCGGCACAGGGGACCACGACGGGACCAUCCCGGUUUCCUGGCAUCAUGGAACCGACAAGGCCUCGAUUCACGAGUUCCUCUCCCUCGGGCUGGACCACCUCGUCAUCGCAUUGCCCUUGACCCCGCAGACCACCCGGCUGCUCGGGGCCGAAGAGUUCGAGAUCCUCAGUCGCGGGGUGCCCUCGUCGCGGCCCAGACCCUAUCUGACGAAUAUCUCGCGCGGCAAGGUGUUGGAUCAGGCGGCGUUGGUGGCGGCGUUGAAGGGGGGGGUGUUGAGUGGUGCGGCGCUGGAUGUGGCGGAUCCCGAACCCUUGCCGGCGGAUGAUCCCUUGUGGGAGGCACCCAACGUGCAGAUCAGUCCGCAUGUUAGUUCCGCGGGGAGGGAGUAUAUGCCCCGGUCGUUGGAUAUCCUCAAGGUCAACCUCGGCAGGCUGGAGCGGGGAGAGAAGUUGUUGAAUGUGUUACAGCGGGGACGGGGAUAUUAAACCCAUUAUUCUUGGAAUUGAAAGUGGUAGAGUAGACUAGACGUGAUCCGUGUACAUGAUUUAUGAUUUAAUGAAUGGUAUAUGGAACCAUGAAAUC